Capsicum annuum is the source of this 4004-nucleotide messenger RNA. RefSeq names its product AT-rich interactive domain-containing protein 1A. The transcript has 12 exons. NCBI's taxonomy places the organism in Eukaryota, Viridiplantae, Streptophyta, Magnoliopsida, Solanales, Solanaceae. The record is from RefSeq and is a predicted model, not a curated record. Bases 254 to 3184 code for a protein of 976 amino acids.
AGAGUAAUUAUUUCACAAGCUGCAGUGCUUUUCCUUCUCAACUAACACACUCCUGCUUUUCUCCUUGUGUAGGCUUGCACACCAUAUUUUUCAACCCGAAACCACCCUCUCUACUUAUCCCUUCUCCACUAAAUUCUUCUGUUUUUUCUCUAUUUCUCUUUCUCCACCGCCAAUAUCUUCCUCGUCCGGCCACCAGAACAACAAUUUGCAGUCUUAAUCCCUCAACCCAACUGUCGAAACCCUAAAAAAAGCUAUGGACUUCCAACAACCGCAUCCUUACAAUCGUCCACCUCCACCACCACCACAACCACCGUUACCUCCUCCGCCGUCCAUGGCGGAUCCUCACUAUCAGCUUCCGCAUUCUCAACGACCGCCGGUCCCGUCACCUGGUUCAUGGUACUCGAACCAAUUCCAAUACCACCCUCACCAAUCUCCCCCGCCCCCUCCUCCUCAUCAGCCGCAGCAGUGGGGUCCACCACCCCCCCCUCCUCCGCCAUUUCCUGGACCUCCUCCUCAGGGUGGACCUUAUCCACCACCCCAUCAUAUUCAACAACAGGCUCAGUAUCCACCUCCUCUUCCCCCGCGGCCUCAUCUUCCCCAAUCUUCUCCUCAUGGAAAUCAGGACUGGGGCAGUAUGAACUGGGGUCAACAGCAAAGUUGGGGAAACUCAGUAGCACAUAGCAAUGAGGAUUGGGCUGCAAAGGCCCGAGAGUGGGCUGCUUCUAAGGCUGCUAGUGACCAUCAGCACCAGCACUUGCAAUUUACACAUGAUAGUAGGUCAGAACAGCAGAGUCAUUACUAUGAGCAAUACACUCAAUCUGCUGAUCAACAUCUUGAAGAUAUGCAACAACCACCAUCAAGUAAUCAACACUCCAUGACUCCUGUGGCACCUCCUCAGAGGGCAUCGUUUGGCCAUUUGCAGGGGCCCUCAUUCUUCAGCUCUGGGCAAUCUCCUUAUGUUCUACCUUACACUGCUAGAGAUGGAAAUUUCACUGGAGAUUCAGUUGCUUCAUUCCCUCAGCAAGGAAACUCAUCCAUAAGCCCAUUAGUCCAUCAGCAGGAGGUACCUUCUAGUUAUUCUUCUAUUACAGGUAAAGAAGAGGCUGGAAAUCAACAUGAGGCGUUCUAUGGUUCUUCACCUUUGCCUACCAACUCUUCUCAGCAGCAACAUGCACAACUAACGCCAGCACCCAACAAAACUGCAGUGAUGGAAGAGCGUCAUUACAACAUGGGUCCUGAUCUUAGUGAUCAGCCUUUGGAUUUUGCACCUUGUUUUAAUCAUGAGCACGACCGACAUUCCCAGCCCUAUUAUGUUCGUGCUGAUUCAGGAGGCUCUCUGGGGGUUGCAGAUCAUGUUUCAGCAAUGCCUUCCAAUUAUAUGUGGCCUUCUGCUGCUGCUCCUGGUGCUGCAUAUCCUCCUCUUCCUCCAAUGCCUCCAGUUGGGUCUCAGGUUGAUCCUUCUGUUGUUGGAGCUUCUCCAGCCCCUGAACACACUGCACCCCUCUUUGGAAGGGCACAGAGUUCAAGCUUCCACUCACCGUCAGUUGGUGCACACUUCGGUGUUGGUGCGGGGGGCACCCAGCAUACUGCAGCAGCUUUUCCUGCUGAUGCAUAUGGGAUUUCUGAUCGCCCUAAAAAGGCUGCUGUUCCAAACUGGCUUAGAGAGGAAAUAAUAAAGAAGAAAGCUGUCAUCACUACUUCAGCUCAAGAGCUUCCAAAGGAAGAUUCUCAAUCUAUUGAAGAUGAAGGUGUCAAUAAAUCUUACCAGAAAGUUGACCAGGCUGAUAGUAAAAGCAUCGAUUCUUCAAGGUCAACCGAGGAAGAGGAUGAUGAUGAGGUUGAGGUGGAAGCAGCACGAACUGCAGCGAUGAAUAAGGAAAUAAAGCGUGUCCUAACUGAAGUUCUUUUAAAGGUUACUGAUGAGCUAUUUAAUGAGAUUGCCACAAGGGUUCUUAAUGAAGAGGAUCUCGCUGUUGAUGUUGAGCAAACAAAUGGUGCUUCCAGUCAGAAGGUGUUAGCAUCUGUUCAAGCUGUUACAACUCCCAAGGCCUCUGCCAAGGUUCUGAUACCAAACAAACUUGAAGAGGCUCAUUCUGUUAAUGCCGGUGAAAAAUCUACUUCCACUUCUCCUGGGGAUCUGUUAGGCCUUGCUAACUAUGCAUCAGAUGAUGAGGAUGACAGCGAAAUCCAGAGUUCUGAUAAGCGAAAGCCCGAAGAGCAUGAAAAUGGAAAAUCACAUGAAGAGUCUGAGGAGCAUGAUAGAUCUCCUGCAAACCUGGAAAAAAAUCCUCACAAACUGCGUCCCAAUGUUGGCACUGAUGACAGGUCAACUGGAUAUUCUGCACAUGAAGAUGCUGGAGGCUCCUCUAAGACUCAGUCCAGAGUUCCAGAGGAUAAGAUGCCAGGUGGGAAGGAUGUCGUGAGAACCGAAAAGCUGUCUCAGACUCCUGACUUCAAAAAUACUAAAAUAGAUACUUCCAGAAGCGAAGACAGAAGAGAUAAGGCGGAUAAGAGCGGUAAACGUGAAGUUAGAAAGGGUUCUGACACUAAAGAUAAUGGUAUGCACAUUACAAGCUCAAAGGACAGAAAAACUGAGAUAGAAGAAGAAAAUCGUGGGCAUCAUGAGGAAAGACGUUCUAGAAAGGAAAAAGUGAAUGAUUUAGAUGGUUCAAAAGAUAUUGUGAAGGAGAAAAGCCGUAAGUCAGGGGAAAAAGCCAAGGAAUCUGACUCGAGGAAAAGGCCCUCACCCUCUAAUGCCAAGGAAGAAAGAAAGGAGACAGAAAGAGAUAGCAGAGCUGGUGUCAUCACAGAUAAUGGUAGAAAAGGAGAGAGAACUAAGGAUGAGAAAAGAGAAAAAUCUAGUCGUAAAGAUGAAAGGGGCUCCAGCAGACAUAAAAGACAUCGUUCAUCUUCUAAUGAUAGCAGGGGUAGAGAGCGCAAGGACCACUCAACUCGUGCCAAUGAUCCCAGUGAUGAAUCUUCAGAUGAUUCUAGAAGGAAGGUGCGGUCAAAUAGACACAGAUCACCAUCGCCACUCAGGUCAACGAAAAGACAUGUUUCGCGGUCUCCUCAUAGCAAGCACUCUCAGCACAGGCAUUUUCCUUACCCUGCUAGUGAAAGCAUCAGGGGAAGAAGGUCAAGGUCGAGAUCAAGAUCAAGGUCUCCUAAUCGUAGGAAAAGAUGAGCAACGGAGUACCUGGAGUCGAGACAGAAUAAUUAAGGCAAAUGACCUUGCAUAGUCUUAUUGGCUAUCGCCUUUGGCUGUUACGUGGAAAGUGGAUGCACCAAUUGACCUGUUUGAAAUCCUCUCUAAUUGCCUUUGGCUGUUAAGUAUGACAAUAGAUAUGCAAGUUGACCUAUUAAAGUCCUUUCCGAUUGUGGCUGACAGGAGUAAAACUGUCAUUCCCUGGUGCAGAGGAUUAAUGAUAUAAGAGGUUCAUGGUGCCUGUACCUGUUAUCUGCUUGUCUGUUGUUGACUUUUGCGACAGUAUUAGUUAUAAUAUGAGGUUGAUAAAUUUUGUUAGCUGUAAAUUGUAUUUGGAGGUGGUUGUGUGUCUGAAGAAGAGGUGAACUAACACUCGACCAUCCAUUAUCAUUUUCUAUUUGGUACUAGUGUUCCUGGGAAGGUGAAUCCCAGAUCCGUUAUGCAAUUUUAAAUAAUUAUAUUGUUUCUGUGAGGGGGAAAAACCAGAAUAUUAGGCAUCAUGUACUGAAGACGAGCAUUGUGCUGGGGAAGGUGGAAGAGUGCAGGAAUCUAUGCUAACUCGUGGACAUGCUUGUAGUGAAAAAGUUUCAGCUAUCUAGUUGUGAUUUGCUUCCCAGUGUUGCUAGUUUGUGAAAGGGUGGCUGAUAAAUCACUCUCUGAAGUUUAAAUGUCUGUAAAGCAAGAAAACUGAAAGAAAACAAUACCACUAGCAUGUUUUUCAAUUUAAAAGCAAAUUGUAUCUAUGGAGGCGUUAUAGUUUGCUUUAAAUUAUAAAUUAUUUACUUGUAUUAGCGUGAAA